CGGAGAAAGACGAUUAACAACGGUGAACAAGCAACGACCAUCGAUUUCACUUGAGAAUGACGAAUACGGCAUUAAGAGAAGCUAAAAGAGAAAGACGGAGCAAGAAAAGAAAUGAUCCGGUGAAGCCGGUGCACAUUAGCGGCAUAACUACAGGGGUUGCUGAUGAUGAUGAUGAUUUUGAGCCCCCGAUUCAGUCGAUGAUGACAAAGCAACCUCAGAAAUUAAAGGUUAAUAGAAAGCAUACAAAAUUAAGUCUACAAGAUGAUGAUGAUGACUUUGAAGUACCUAUUAGAGACUUGAUACUCAAAAGGGGUGAAAACACAAGAAAAAGGCCAAAUACUACAAGUAACCAAGAUGGUGAUGACUUUGAGCCAGUAAAAAAGAAACAAUCGAAAAACGAAAAGCAGAUGGAUCCUAUCGAGGGGAAACGGAAGAUUACCGGUGCAGAGCCUAUUAGGACAGAACCAAGACCGUACUAUGAUUAUCAUCAUGAUGUAAUAAGCCUACGGUGCAGUCCUUCAGGUUUUUUGGAUACAGUUAAGCACUUUACUGAAGCGCAGGUGGCGGAUGUGAAGAGCAUUGGAUUUGGUGAGGUCCUUAAUAUAAAGCUUUAUCAUAUAAGCACACGUUUAGGGUAUUGGCUCGUACGAAACUAUGACGAGCAAUACAGCACACUAAACAUAGGAAAUCACAAGAUAGAAAUCACCCGAGAUUCAGUACAUGACGUGUUUGGUAUUCCAAAGGGUAAUGUUAUUGUACGAGAAAAAAAUAAGCCUAGGAAAGGAGCAAUAGUGGAGAAAAAUACGGCUACUCAAGGCGCAGAAACAACCAUAGAUGAGUUCAAAAACUAGUGGCCAGACACAAACAAAAUUACUCAUACUUUACUUGCAAGAACUAUGUCAGAGCAAACCACUGGCGGACGAUUAUUCAAGCUAAAUUUCCUAGCCUACUGGAACACUUUGUUUGUAGAGAUAACAAAGUCAACAACUGUUAAACAAAGUUUUCUACUUGCAAUUGACAAAGAGGAAGACAUUCCAAAUCUGGAUUGGUGCUCCUUCGUUUUAGAAUCGCUGAAACGAACAAGA
Molecule: messenger RNA, 1085 nt
Organism: Helianthus annuus (common sunflower)
Lineage: Eukaryota; Viridiplantae; Streptophyta; Magnoliopsida; Asterales; Asteraceae
Exons: 3
Coding region: 57-851 (264 amino acids)
Source: RefSeq, a predicted model, not a curated record